This is a messenger RNA of Aspergillus melleus, 2991 nucleotides long. Its product is annotated as non-ribosomal peptide synthetase. Gene Ontology annotation, molecular function: phosphopantetheine binding. Bases 1 to 2991 code for a protein of 996 amino acids. NCBI's taxonomy places the organism in Eukaryota, Fungi, Ascomycota, Eurotiomycetes, Eurotiales, Aspergillaceae. The transcript has 4 exons. The record is from RefSeq and is a predicted model, not a curated record.
AUGGUUUUCGUGUCCCCUCGGAAUAAUGUUGAGGCCCAUGUAAACGUCCUCGCCGGCGUGGACUGCAAUGUGUUCCUCCGAGCCAAGGAGACUAACAUCGACGCCAUUUUGAAAGAGAGGCCGAUGCUAUCUUGGGUUGUUCCGGACCUAGAGGAAUUCCUCCUGGAUUACCCAGUGGCAAUGUAUCCUUACAACAAGAGCUUUGAGGAAGCAUGGUCGGACCCAUGUCUUGUGCUCCAUACGACUGGAUCAACCGGACUUCCGAAACCGAUCACUUGGAAGGUCGGUAUUCUUAGCACGUAUGAAGCCUGGAGGACCAUUCCCCACGUGGACGGAUACGUUCCGACGACAGAGAUAUAUCAACAGUCUCGGCGGGCCUAUACCUCCAUGCCACUUUUCCAUACCAGCGGGCUGAAUGCCGGCAUAACGUGGGCUAUGCUGCUUGGCGUCACUCUGGUCUACGGUGCGCCUCAAGUCGUUCCGAAUGCGAUAUACGCAGAUGAAAUGCAUCAAUAUGCCAACGUAGACGCAUCCAUGGGAGCACCGUCGAUAUAUGAGGAACUCAGUCGUGACCCAGAGGCGCUUGAGAGGGUCAACCGGCUCCACUAUGUUGUCGCCAGUGGUGCUCCCUUAUCUCACAAAGCUGGAGACCUCAUCUCAAAGCACACGCGUGUCAUCUGCAACCUUGGGGCAACCGAAACUGCGUGCCUGCAACGACUAUCCCCUUCUAUCGACGACUGGCCCUACUUUCACUGGCAUCCCACACAUUCCGGUAUUGAAAUGAGAGAGGCAUUGGACGGAUUAUAUGAGCUCUUCAUCGUUCGAGACUCCAAUUUGAAGCUAUACCAGGGAGUGUUCAACACCUUUCCUGAUAUUGAGGAAUGGUCAAUGAGAGACCUCUACUCACGGCAUCCGGACCCGUCCAAGCCUUUUCUGUACAUGUACCAGUGUCGAAAGGACGACGUGAUCGUUCUCAGCAACGGCGAAAAGAUUGCACCCGCUUUAAUUGAGGCGACACUGAUGAGCCACCCGCUCGUCAAAGGAGCCAUGGUAGUAGGCCAAGGACGAUUCCAGCCUGCUGUGCUGAUUGAUCUGCUCUGCGACGUACCUUAUAACUCGACAGAAAAAUAUCAGUUAUUGGAAAGCAUGAAGCCAACCAUUGCCGAGGCUAACACACAUGCACCUGCACACGGAAAGCUAGAUCAGCACCACAUUUUGUUCGCGAGCGCAUCCAAGCCGAUCAAGUAUCUCGGACAAGGAAAGAUUCAGCGAAGGAGUACAUUCCACAUGUACGAGGAAGAGAUCGAAGAGUUAUACAAAACAGCUGACGAGGCCGUUGAGCAUUCUGAGUUCCUGAAUCUCCCUGCUCUGGAACUCACCAGCCCAGCGACUGUUGCGUCGUGGUUGCAGCAAUUGAUAAAGGAAAUUACUAAUAUGGGGCCGCUACAAUCAGAUACCGACUUUUUCGCGGCAGGAAUCGACUCGUUGCAGGUAAUCCAGAUGGCUCGAGAAUUGCGAUUCCAGGCGAGAGAACUGGGAAUGGGGGAUGAAUCUGCGGAGAUGUUCCCUGCAGCAUCGAUUUACACCCAUCCAACCGUGGAUCAGUUGACUGCGCAUAUUCUGGACCAACUAGGCGUCACGUCAUCAUCCAGUGAUCAUACCAUUGAGAAGAAUGGCUCACAUGCAGACGAGAGCUUUCCACUAGCUCAAAUGCACCGACUGUUCCAGAAAUACUGCGAUGGCCUACCGCAGUCUAGAGGCCAUCUUCCUCAUACGCCCUCAAAGAACAUGGUCGUUCUUCUCACUGGCAGCACAGGCUCUCUUGGGUCAUAUCUUCUUGACGAGCUCCAGAAGGAUGAGAAUGUAUCUCGUAUCAUCUGUCUCAACCGAAGCGCCGAUGCUGCCCACAAACACAUCCGGCUUGGCCUUCAGCGCGGUCUCAGUAGCAUCGAAUUUGACCGGAUCGAAUUUCUACAAGCAGACCUCUCAAAGCCAAAGUUCGGUCUUCAAGAUGCGAUAUAUAGUCAGUUACUCGAUACUGUAACUCAUGUGAUUCACAAUCAGUGGGCAGUCAAUUUCAAUUGGAAUCUCGCCAGCUUCGAGCCAUUCAUUCGAGGGGUUCGGCAUCUCAUUGACUUUUCUCACGCCUCUGCCAUGCAUUCUUUCAUCACGUUCAUCUCCAGCGUCUCCGCUGUUGGCUCCUGGGAUUCACCUCACCCUGUUCCCGAAGGACCCAUCCAUGACUUUUCCGUUGCUGCGAGGAUGGGCUACGGUCAAUCAAAACUGAUCUCUGAAUGUCUUCUCGACAAGGCAGCCGAGAUUUCGGGGGUACAGUCUGCAUGUUGUAGAGUUGGGAUAGUUGCAGGCCCAAUUGAACAACCUCUGGGCCUGUGGAACCCCAACGAGUAUAUUCCUUCGAUAUUCAUCUCCUCGGCAUACUUGAAGACAUUUCCAGUAACCUUCCCAUCAAGAGACCGGUUAGACUGGAUCCCAGUCGACAAGCUUUCCAAGGUCCUGCUGGAAAUUCUCCGCUACUCGACGGAGCCGAAUCCGACUCACUUGCCCUCGGGGACACAUGUAUACCACGUUAUCAAUCCAUCAUGGACAUCUUGGUCCGAGAUUGCACCGGAGGUUCUCGCCUGUUAUCCUGAGAAGCUAGGUAUACAGCCUGUUUCCUUCGAGAAUUGGGUAGAGAAUCUGAAGAACGUGGUUGAUAAGACGACGACUGACUCCCAAACCAACCCGGCCGCCAAGCUGCUUGACUUCUUCAAAAAUGCGGUUCACGAGUCAGCCGAAGCUCGCAUGCUGCCACCCAUCCAUUCACAAGCGGCCAGCUCUUUGUUACGGCGCGUAGGAUGUGUGAACACGCUAUGGAUAAGUAAUUGGAUGCGUCAGUGGGGAAUCAUCUCGGGUGGAUCGAGUGAGAGUAGUUUCCCAAGCGAGGAUAGUCUUGGGUCUGGCAGUAGUAGCGGCUUUCUCCCACUGAAUUAG